Molecule: messenger RNA, 270 nt
Organism: Pedinophyceae sp. YPF-701
Lineage: Eukaryota; Viridiplantae; Chlorophyta; Pedinophyceae
Source: the annotation of a GenBank genome assembly
AUGGAGCCCGGGAUGGCAGGUAACUGGGUACAGCUCAUCAUUUUCCUCGGCAUCUGCGUCGGUUGGAUCUCUACCUACCUCUACCGCGUCGCAACCAAGCAAAUGACGUACGCGAAGCAGCUCGAGCAGUACGAGGAGGCAGUGAUGCAGAAGCGCCUCGAGGAGAUGCCGGACAGCGCGCUCGAGCAGAUGAUGGGCGACAUCGAGGAGGACAAGAAGAAGCGGGAGGCGCGCCGGGCGGCGCGCGAGGCGGAGCAGCAGAAGCAGUGA